Molecule: messenger RNA, 949 nt
Organism: Carica papaya (papaya)
Lineage: Eukaryota; Viridiplantae; Streptophyta; Magnoliopsida; Brassicales; Caricaceae
Source: RefSeq, a predicted model, not a curated record
AAGGGUGUUACGGUCUGUUCUACACCUUCGAGCCUCCCUCCGACCACCCUACUUACGAUGAAUCCAUGGCAGAAAUAGAGGUGAGAGCAGCUCAUAAUGUACUGGAGGCAUGUGCGCAGACAGAUACCAUUGAAAAAGUCGUCUUCACGUCGUCAGUGACGGCCGUCAUCUGGAACGACAACCUUCGUACGACGUCGUCCCAUCUUGACGAGAGAAGCUGGUCUGACGUCAACACUUGUAAGAAGUUCAAGUUAUGGCAUGGUCUGUCAAAGACGUUGGCAGAGAAGACGGCGUGGGCGUUGGCGAUGGACAGAGGGAUCAACAUGGUGUCUAUUAACGGAGGGCUGUUAAUGAGUCCAGAUCUUACGGUCAGGAAUCCGUAUUUGAAAGGAUCGGCUGAGAUGUAUGGAGAUGGAGUAUUUGUUACGGUGAAUCUCAGCUUCAUGGUGGACGCUCACAUUUGCAUCUUUGAAGAAAUCUCAGCCUUUGGAAGAUAUCUAUGCUUUGACCACAUCAUUAAUUCUCACCAUCAUGCCAUUCACCUCAUCAAUAUGCUCUUACCCCCAUCUGAUUCUCAACCUCCCCAAAAUCAAAGUUUGGAGGAGACAGAAGUGUAUCAACAGAGAAUAAGCUGCAAGAAACUUAACGAGUUAAUGCUGCAUUUCAGGACCUCCACUCAUCUAUAGCAUGAUCAAGCUACAACUUCACCCUUCAUUUUUUCUAAACCUCAUCCAAAACUAUUCUAUAUUAUACAUGACUAUAUAAUAUUGGAAUAUUGAAAAUAAGAAUAUGCAUCCAUCAAAUUUCUUCUACUUUUUCUUACUGUAAAUUCUGUUAUAAUAAAAUAAAAUUUAACAGUAAAAAACUCUGUUCGCAACGCUAUGAAACUAUGAACCGGUCUAGUUCAACCUCUGUUUCCCAAAUGUGAAUUCUCCUCAUCUAUUGAGGU